This is a messenger RNA of Prunus mume (Japanese apricot), 1377 nucleotides long. The record is from RefSeq and is a predicted model, not a curated record. NCBI's taxonomy places the organism in Eukaryota, Viridiplantae, Streptophyta, Magnoliopsida, Rosales, Rosaceae.
UAUUGUAGUUUUGGUCUAUUCUAAAUCCUGUUCUAAAGUUUUCAUCCGACUGUUUAAAUUUUUCUCUUUUGUACUAUUAGGGCUUCCUAAGUUGAAGCUGAUAUGGAUGCAAUUAAUGUUAUGCUUGAAGGGAAGAGACUUCUCUCAGUAUGCUAUAGAUGCAGCAUAGCUUUUAAAAACUUUUGGGUUUGAGAAGUCGACUAGUUUUUCAGUGGAUGUGAUAUGUUGAAAUGGAUGUCAGGGCUGCUUUGCAACCAUUUUGCUUUCGGCUAUGAGUUUUAUUUAUUUAGUUAUUAAUUUCUUUUAUACUUUAAGUUAAAGAUGGAGAGAAAAAAUCAUGUGCAGGAAAUGAGAUAGGGAGAAGGGAGGAGGGAGGGAAGAGGAAAGAGGAGAGGAUGGGGAAAUGGAGAAUGUAUGAAAAACUUGAAAAAAAAUUGGAAAUUGUUUUAUGUUUUAGUUUUCAUUUUAUGUACCAUUCCAUCACUAGUUUUCAUCUUAUUAUCUAUUAUUUUAUGUGAAUUUCAAAUGCAUGGAUUUGAAAUCCAAAUGCUUCCAUCCAACCGGGCCCUAACUUAUGGUAGGUGUCAUGUUAAUGUAUAUACUUGUUAUCCAUCUCAAAGAUUAUACGACCUCCUUCUCUCUCCCCCAACCGUCUGUAUAUGCUCUGUACUCUCCUAUGGCGUCGAGAUACAUAAGGGAGUUUUUGGCUUUGGAGGCAUUUAAAAACACAGGGAGAGACGUAAGCGACAUCCUUCCACGACUGGUAAAGUUGCUCUGCUGCCUCCAAGUCACCAAGACACACCUUUUCACCGUCACUCUGUCCUACGGUCCCAGCAUGCUCCCAACCCUUGGCCUGGCCGGUAAUUUGUGCUUGGCUGAACGCAUCUCGACCCAGUUUGACAAACUGGGUGUUGGGGACAUUGUACUCGUACAGUCCCCUGAGGUUCCUUGGAAGUUCAUGACCAAGCGCUUGAUAGCCAUGGAAGGCCAGUCUGUUACAUAUGUUGUCGACCCUAAGAACAGUGACAAGUCUGAGACUAUUGUGGUUCCUAAGGGGCAUGUUUGGAUAGAGGGAGACAACAUCUAUGAGUCAAAUGAUUCAAGAAAAUUCGGGCCGGUUCCUUAUGGCCUUCUACAAGGCAGAGUCUUUUGGAGGAUAUGGCCACCUAAAGAUUUUGGAUCGUUGGUGCAAAACAAAGGGAAGGAUUCUAUCUCAUGAAGUACGCUUAUUGAGCAUGCGCACUGUUAGUUCCUUGUAUGUAAUUACAGAAUCUUGUUGUAGUAGGGAAUUAGAAGCUUGUUUGUAGAAUGAUAUUUUUCUAUCAAGAAAAGUGGUUCAGAAGGCAUGAAUGAAAAAUCGUUUCUCUUUCUGCUUUA